Messenger RNA from Limulus polyphemus (Atlantic horseshoe crab), 1004 nucleotides. Its product is annotated as 3-oxoacyl-[acyl-carrier-protein] reductase FabG-like. Gene Ontology annotation, molecular function: oxidoreductase activity. Bases 154 to 939 code for a protein of 261 amino acids. The record is from RefSeq and is a predicted model, not a curated record. The transcript has 10 exons. Lineage: Eukaryota; Metazoa; Arthropoda; Merostomata; Xiphosura; Limulidae.
UAUUUGUUGUUUUAGGGUUAGCGGAAAUGGCAAACACAUAAAGUACUUUCAAUGUUAAAUCUCAUGUUCCGCACUAGGAUAGAUAACUCACGUGAAAUACAUCGUUGAAGUGGUAGGUGUUAAUGGGUAGGGCUUGCUGAGAUCAUAUCAUCAAUGGCUACUUCACGAUCUUUAGAGAAAAAACUGGACCAGAAGGUGGCGUUAAUCACAGGUGCUAGUUCAGGGAUAGGUAGAGCCACUGCUGUGUUGUUCUCACGCCUGGGAGCGAGGCUAGCUCUGACUGGAAGGAACCAAGAAAAUUUGACAAAAUCUGCUGAAGAAUGUGAAACAGCUUCACCUUAUAAUCUAAAGCCUUUGUGUAUCGUCGGUGAUUUAACCAUAGAAUCAGAUAUUGAGCGAAUUAUGAAGUCAACAAUUGACACCUAUGGAAGACUGGAUAUUCUGGUUAACAAUGCUGGUAUGUUAGCAUUAGACUCAGCUCAAAAAGGUUCUUUGGAGACACUAGAUUUAGUGUGGAAAACCAAUGUUCGAGCUGUCUAUCACUUGACGAUGCUAGCUGUUCCUCACCUGAUUGAAAGUAAAGGUUCCAUCGUCAACGUUUCGAGCAUUCUCAGCAAAAGGGGAUAUGCAACAACCCUUUCCUAUACCAUGUCGAAAGGCGCCAUAGAUCAGUUUACCAGGAGUGUGGCAUUAGAUCUUGCUCCUCGGCAUGUUAGAGUCAACUCAGUAAAUCCUGCAACUAUAGAAACGAACAUCUACUCAGCUGUUGGAGCAGACGUAAAGGAAAUCAUGGAAGAGGUAGCACGUUCUUAUCCACUUGGUCGUGGGGGACAACCGGAAGAGGUCGCCACUGCCAUCGCUUUUCUCGCUUCUGACGAGGCUUCGUUUAUAAGUGGAGAAACCCUUGUGAUCGAUGGCGCUAGAAUCGCCUCUUGCUAAUGUCUGCAUUAUUAUUUCUUCAGUAAUAAACUUUUUACAGUAAAUAAAACAUUAGUUGCUGAUUA